This is a messenger RNA of Mesorhabditis spiculigera, 1100 nucleotides long. The record is from the annotation of a GenBank genome assembly. NCBI's taxonomy places the organism in Eukaryota, Metazoa, Nematoda, Chromadorea, Rhabditida, Rhabditidae.
GUGGCAAUUAUACUGGAGAUGUUUGUGGAGAUUUAUCCCCAUUCGCCGACAAAUCCAUCUGCGUCACGCAAUAUAAGCUCUUUGUCUACUUACUAUUAGAAUGCGAACCGGAUGUCAACGCGCAUUUAAAUAUGGUCCAAAGAAUAAUGGCCCAAUGUGUGGAAACUGAUGAGGUUUUGGGUAAAAAUCAGAGUGUAUUUACCAUCGUCGACCAAUCUGACACUGAUCACACCUUUCUACCAAUGACCGCCGAUUUACUGAGAGAAGAGGACAACACCACGCUACAGAAGAUCGGCGAGCUCAGCGACGUCGGACAAUACUUUGAAGCUUCUGCUGAGGACUACUUGAAUGAUAUUGCAAUUAUGGAUACCUAUGGCAUGUGCCCGCCGAUGCCGGCAGGGAAACUCCCCUCGUUUUCAAAGCCCUCCAAGAAAUUCCCACUAUCUUACAUUCUAUCAAACGAGGCAAAUUACGUGGCGGUGAAAACUGUUCAUGGCUAUUCGACGGCAGAGGAACGAAAGGAAUUCCUGCAAGAAAUCGAAUUCAUGAAGAAGCUGGAAUAUCACCCACAUAUUCUAUCGUUAAUUGGGUGCUCGAGUGACGCGAAAUUUCCGCUGAUUUUGACGGAACACUGUGAAUUGGGCGACCUUUUGACAUUAGUGCGGAAGUUGGGGGCACAGUAUGCAAAUGAGAUAAAAAUUCUCGAAUUUAACGAUCUUGUUCCAAUUGCGUGGCAAAUCAGUGAUGCUUUGACUUUCCUCGCCAGCAAACACAUCAUUCACCGCGAUGUUGCAGCGAGAAAUGUGCUGCUGAAUAAACAUAAAAUGGCUAAACUCUCGGAUUUCGGGCUUUGCCGACAUUCAGAAGAACUCUUUUAUCACAGUCGCGGCGGGAAACUACCCAUCAAAUGGAUGGCCCCAGAAUCGAUUGAAUUUGCCAAUUUUUCGACGAAAUCUGAUGUCUGGUCAUUUGGCAUCCUCCUCUACGAAAUGUAUUCAUUUGGCAAAACGCCAUUCCAUUCGCUGAAUCAAGAAGAUGUUCUACCCCAUUUAAAAUCGGAGAAACGACUGAUGAUUCCAGAAGACACGCCAGAAUGGAUG